AUGUCCAAGGUCAAGAAGUCGACCAGGAAGUUUCAGCGGACACAGCUGUCCAGUGUCAUCAAAAGCCGCAAGCGCUAUCAGAAUGCGCCAUCCACCAUCCGUCGCAAGAAGCGUGACGCCCGCGAAGCGCGCGAAGAGCUGAAGCGCAUCAACGAGGAGGCGCGUGAGCUCCAGCGUCAGGCCGAGGAAGGCGACGAGGAGGUCGAGGAGGAGCGCGAGGACUCCUUCGACUUUGAGGAGUCCCUCACCUACAAUGGCACCCUCAAGCUGGCCUUCGCCCGGGUGAUCCCGACGCUGAAUGCCUUCCUCCAGCAGCCGAGCCCCGAGGCGGCCGAGGAGCAGGCCGCUGCUGGACGUGCCCAGCAAUCCCCCUCGGCCUCCAAUCGCUGGCGACAUGUGGCCCUCCUGGUGCAGGCCUACGGUGUUGGUUUGCUGCAGCUGCACGAGACCGCCGAGGAUGAGCCAUUGCUGGCGGAGCUGGUCCUCACGCGGGGCAUCCUCCCGGCGGUGCCCUAUCUGGCCUGCCUGCCGGCCGAGAGCCAGCAGCUUCUGCAGCAGCUCCUGAUCCUGUGGAGCCAGGGGUCCCUUUGGGCCGAUGAUGCCCCGGCCAACAAGGCCCCCGAGCCGUCCGGGUCCAUGGAGUCCAGUGGGCCGAUUCGCGAGGCAGCCUUCUUGGGCCUGCGUCAGCUGGCCCUGCGCGCGCCGUAUCCCUUCUCCGAGGGGGUCAUUUGGGGCGCGGUGGCGGCCUUCGCCCUGGGUGCCAGCCGGGACCCGGUGCGGGACAGCCUCCCGGCCGAGGCCCGGCGCUCGGUGGCCCUGGAGCGCUUCAUGCUGGACUGCAUCGGCGAGCUGGCCUCCAUCGAUCCGCACGCCUUCCAGGCAUGCCUCUACUCGAUGGCUCGAAAGCUGAUGGGCCUGCUGCGGCUGGCCGUGCGCGGGUCGGCCCUGCGCACCGGUGCCGCCACUCCCACCAAGAGCGAGGAUGUCUACCUGGUCACCUCUUCGGACCUGCGCCGGUAUCUGUUCAACUGGCGGGUCAUUGCCCUGUUCCAGGCGUGGGAGCGCGGCGUGUGUGGACUGCUGAACUUGUCGGCGGCCGGCGGCCCGGCGGGGCUGCUGGGCAACCCCGGCAAUGAGCUCGUUCGCCGUCUGAUUUUCCCCUUCGCGCAGAUUGGCCUCGGCCUGGCCGGGCUGGGUCUGCACCUGGCUCAGUUCGACCCGGCGCGGAUUCACCUGCUGCGUAGUCUGGCCGGUGUGUCGGCCGCCUCCGGGACGUUCAUCCCUGUGGCCUCGGUUUUGGUGGAUCUGCUGGCCCAUGUGAAGGGCAACAUUUCACCGGCCGAGGCCGCGGCCGCCGGGGAGCUGGGCCCCGGCCCGAACUGGGCUCGAGUCAGCUCGCUGAAGCGUUCUGGCACCGGGCUGGCUGGCACCCGGGAGGCCCCGGCUCGACUUGGCAUCCAUGUGCAAUUUGCCAAUGCCCUGGUGGAGCAGGUGGCCGAUGUGUUGCUUCUGCACUUUACUCCGGUGGCCCGGCACAUUGCCUUCCCGGAGCUGGUUGCUUCGCCAAUCCUGCCCCAGCUGAACCACUUCAUCGCGCGUGCCUCCCGGCGCGUGUCGAGCACGCGUCAUCUUGUCCAGCUUGUCACCAAGCUCGAUGAGAACCGCGCCUACAUCGAGCAUAAGCGCGCUGCCUUCGACUACAACCCCAAGGAUGUCGACAAGCUGGCGGCCUUCCUGCGGAAUGAGCGCGCCGCCGAGUCGCCGCUCUUUGCUUAUGGUCGUCUGCGUCGCUCGCAGCUGGCUGCUGAGCAAAACAAGCGCUCGCAGGCGGCUGCGGCCCCGAGUUCCAAGCGCGCGCGCCCUGCUCGCGGGGGUGUUCGCAAGGCCAAGGCCGGAAGGCCGGUGGCCAAGAUGGCCAAGGUGGCUUCUGCCUAA
This is a messenger RNA of Fonticula alba, 1935 nucleotides long. RefSeq lists its product as hypothetical. Gene Ontology annotation, cellular component: nucleolus; nucleoplasm; Noc2p-Noc3p complex. The record is from RefSeq and is a predicted model, not a curated record. Gene Ontology annotation, biological process: ribosomal large subunit biogenesis; negative regulation of transcription by RNA polymerase II. Gene Ontology annotation, molecular function: transcription corepressor activity; histone binding. The transcript is spliced from 3 exons. Lineage: Eukaryota; Rotosphaerida; Fonticulaceae. Bases 1 to 1935 code for a protein of 644 amino acids.